Molecule: messenger RNA, 3017 nt
Organism: Ciona intestinalis (vase tunicate)
Lineage: Eukaryota; Metazoa; Chordata; Ascidiacea; Phlebobranchia; Cionidae
Source: RefSeq, a predicted model, not a curated record
CCUUUUAAAUUUACUCGGUACUUUACUUUUAAAUUUACUCGGUACCGGAGGGGGGUUAAACCUUUUAAAUUUAAAAUAAGACAUUGAAGUCGAAUUUUGAGACUUGCUACUUUAGUAAAUAAGACCUUUGUACAUUCUAAUUUGCGUCAAAGGCGCAAAAAAAAUAAACGAGUUUGUUUGAACUAGGUUUCGUUACAAACACUAAUGUGAAACCCACGUAUUCAAUCACACAUAUUCGGAUUCGAUUGCAUAUAUAAAAAUGCAUUGAAUAACACCGAAUUAAUGGAAUCCAUCCCAGAUUCGGCACAGCCCUUGUACACGCCCCCAACAAGUAGGGUCUUAAAAAUUAUUAAAAACGCAGGCUGCAGGAAUUGUACAACGUGUGGAUAGCAGAGUAAUUGCUAAAAUUGGGCAGCUAAUUGAUGAAGGUGUUCGCUCCAUCAUGGAAAUGCAAAGGCAUCUGCGAAUAUUCGUACUUCAUGAACUAUUUAAAAAUGCAACACCUCCGCUGCAAAGUAAUAGACGGUUCUUUCCAACAAAGAAGGACAUAAGCAAUCACUAUUACAUUGCAUAUACAAAAAGAAAACUAUCUAAAAUUGACCAAGAAAAUGUGCAGCUGUUGGUAGAUGAAUGGUGCCACAAGUUACCUGAAGAUAACAUUCUCUUUAGACCAUAUGUUGCGUGUGCUCACCCUAAACAAAUAAAUAAAGACAUUGAUGGGGAUGACAUCACUACAAUGGAAGCCAAACAAACAUUGCUGUUUGUAUACCAGACAGCCUGGCAAAAAAGACUUUUACUUCGGUAUGGCCAAGACAUUUGUCUUUUAGAUGCAACUUAUAAGACAUCGAAGUAUGCCCUGCCACUGUUCUUUCUUUGUGUAAAGAGUCUAAAGACCAACGUCAACUAUCAAGUUGUUGCAUGUUUUGCACUCCAAAACGAAUGUCAAGCAGACAUUGAGGAAGCUCUUGAAAUGAUAAAGAUCUGGACACCUGGUUGGAACCCAAAGUUCUUCAUGACUGACAAAUGUGAAGCUGAAAUAAAUGCAGUGGAAGCCACUUUUCAAGAGAUGGGUUUUACUUUACCGAUUGGGAAAGAUGCGAGUGCCAAUUGGUACGAACAACGGGGUUGAGAGACAGAACAAAAUGCUGAAGGAAUGUCACAUGAAAUUUCAAGUUGACAAAUCCUUAUCCGGACUAUUAAAAGUACUUCACUAUGACUUUCUACCAAAGGCAUUGGAAAAAUACACACUCAAAAACACCCAAGCAUCGGAUACAUAUCGAUCAAUGCUUAGAAAUGUCCCAUCAUAUUUGCAUAAUCGGCCACGUAAUGUUAUGCAACAUUGUAUGAAAAGAUUGUAUUUUGCUACAAACAUCUCUGCCGGUGGUAUUACCCGAGUCAACACUUCUUCAUUUACUGUGCGGAGCAGUUGUGGUAAACUAAUGUAUGAUGUUUAUUUGGGAAAUGACUCUGAUUUUCCCAAGUGUACUUGCCCAGAUUUUAAAUAUCAUAUCCUUCCUUGCAAACACAUGUUUGCUAUAUUCAGUAAGUAUAAUGAUGUUUCAUGGGCAUCCUUACCAACAUGGUAUACAGACUCUGUAUAUAUUACCCUUGAUACAGAGGUUAUUACGACACUUGGUGUUUCAGGUACCAACAGGAACCCAACUACUGAGACUACUACUCCGGAGGACCCUGAUUGUAUAGAGUUGUCUUUGGUUGAUCCAGUGGAGGUUCCUGAAGAAAAACCAUCAGUAAUAUCGGAUAAACCAUCCAAACAAACCAUUAAUCAACUGGUUGAAAUGGUUAACAGCAUUAAAGAUACUUUUUAUGAUGUUACUUCACAACAGGCUUUAUUGCAAGCAAAGGAUGCACUACAGUCUGUACAACUAAACUUGAAUAAGUUUUGUAAAGAUGAAGAAGGCAUCAGGGUAGUGAAACCUCCUCUUUCCUUAAAGUUAAAGAAAAGAAAGUUGCCGUCAUCGUUUGUGUGUGAUAAAUUACCACGCAAAUAUCCCAAACCGAACAAAUAUCAGAAUAGACAUGGAGCUGUUGCAGACAGAAUGGUUCCAUUACAUUCUGUAACUGGAUUGCAACCCAAGCAAUCAAAAUUUCCUGUCAGUUGUAACAUCAGCAUACCUAAAAAUGCCAACAGCCAAAAGGUGACAAAUUUUAAAAUUCUUUCAUGCCACAUGACUAAAAAACACUUCACUUACAAAGCUUUACAAUGUGGCCCAUAUUCUGUGACAUAUCUUCAGCUGCUGUCACUAGAGAUAAACAUAAGUUCACAGCAAAAACAGGAAAUAUGGGAAUGUGACAGGCAGUUUCGUGUUGGUUGGCUGUAUGAUCAAAUAAUCGACAGCUAUCUUUGGUGCUUAUGCAAAAAAAACAAGCAAAUCAUGUUUGCUGAUUCAGCUGUGGCCCAAUGUAUGCAGCAAGGCGGAUCACUACGUCGAUUAUGGGCAAACGAGACAUUGGAGAAUAAGAAGUUUAUUUUUAUUCCAUGGAAUCCAAGUAUAAUGCAUUGGGUUUUGCUUGUUGUUGAUAUAAAGAACAAACAAUUGCUAUACUUAGAUCCACAAAGCAGACCACUAUCAAACAUGUUGGAAUACAUGGAAAAAGCAAAAUCGUUUUUAAACAACGUGUUGGAAACAAAAUUUGGUUUUACCAUCACAUCAGUUGAUACAAUGUCAACAAGCCGGACAUUACAAAAAGACUCGAUGAGCUGUGGUGCAAUUAUCUGCAUGUAUGCAAGUUGGCUUGCAGAUGGCAAACCAUUGCUACAGCCAGAUGUUGGGCCUAGAGAAUUCCGCGAGCAUAUUUUAAGCACAAUUGCUCAUGAGUCCCCUCUGGAUAUUGACAUGUGUGGAUCAUGUAGAAAACAGGAUGAUAAUAUUACUGAUUGGGUCCAAUGCACUAAGUGUCCGCAGUGGUUUCAUGUGAACUGCGUUGGGCUAAGCAUUAAAGAGGCAAACUUGAAUAAAUCAUUUGUUUGCCCACCAAAGCAACAAGCUCCCUUGUAA